GUACAACUCGACAGUCAGGAUCCAUUUUGUCCUGAGAACAGAAAACGUGACACUCCACAGAAUCGCUAAAGUGGCUAAAAGAAAAUUAUUGUAAUAUCACUUGUAGUAACAUUGCAGACAUUAAUGAGGACUUGAAGAUCAACGGCUCUACACAGUUCAUCUGCAGAUAUAAAAUCAACAUUUGAGCUGCUGUCAUGACCUCCAAAAAGAGUCUCUCUGGAGAAAGACGCACAAACACGAUGGACAGUUUGACUCAUGGAAAAUCUCCUGAACCCAGCUGUGUGUCCAUGAAGAGUGACGGAUCAAUGGGUCAUCCGAUAAGCUUUAAUUCAGGAGACUUUGGUGGUGCAGAUGUGAGUAACAGAUCAAAGUCCAUCAAAGGGAAGAACCUGGAUUCAAUUUUCCGGGAGCUUGAGGACAAAAUCAUCUCUCUGAUGAAGAAAGAGCUGAAGAUCUUCAAGAGUCUACUGAGUCCAGAUUACUCAUCAUGCUCUGGGAGAGAAGAGGAGGAUGAUGAAGAUCAGAUCAGAGUCAGAGAGAUGUUUCUGAAGAUCACACUGAACGCCCUGAAGAAGAUGAAACAGACAGACCUCGCUGACAAACUACAGACCAAAUUUGCCCCUGUAUACAUGAAGAAACACAAAUCCAGACUAAAAGAGCAAUUCCAGAGAAUGAAUGAAGGAAUGUCAGCUCAAGGAAGCUCAACACUUGUGAAUGAGAUCUACACAGAGCUGUACAUCACAGAGGGAGGGAGUGAAGACAUCAAUAAUGAACAUGAGGUGAGACAGAUUGAGACAGCAUCCAGAAGAUCAGAGACACAAGAAACACAAAUCAAAUGUAAUGACAUCUUUAAAGUCUCACCUGAACAAACCAAACCCAUCAGACGUGUGCUGACUAAAGGAGUCGCUGGAAUUGGAAAAACAGUCUCUGUGCAGAAGUUCAUUCUGGACUGGGCUGAAGAAACAACAAAUCAAGAUCUUCACUUGAUAUUUCCACUUCCUUUCAGAGAACUGAAUCUGAUCAAAGAGACAAAUAUCAGUCUGAUGGAUCUUCUUCAUCACUUCUUCACAGAUACAAAAGAACUGAGAUCAACAGACUUUGAGGAUUAUAAAGUUGUGUUUAUCUUUGAUGGUCUGGAUGAGUGUCGUCUUCCUCUAGAUUUCUCAAAGAAUCCCAGUUUGUUUGAUGUCAGAGAAUCAGCGUCAGUGGAUGUGCUGCUGACAAACCUCAUCAAGGGGAAUCUGCUUCCUUCUGCUCUGAUCUGGAUCACCUCUCGACCAGCAGCAGCCAAUCAGAUUCCUCCUGAGUGUGUUGAUCUGAUCACAGAUGUACGAGGAUUCAAUGACCCUCAGAAGGACGAGUAUUUCAGGAAGAGAAUCAAUGAUGAGAGUCUGGCCAACAGAAUCAUCACACACAUGAAAUCAUCCAGAAGUCUGUACAUCAUGUGUCACAUCCCAGUCUUCUGCUGGAUUUCAGCCACUGUUCUCCAGAGAAUGUUGAGUGAAGCAGAGAGUCCAGCACAGAUCCCCAAGACUCUCACUCAGAUGUUCACACACUUCCUGAUGUUUCACAUCAAACUGAAGAGUCAGAAGUAUGAUGGGAAAUGUGAGGUAGAUCUUCAGCAGGCUAGAAAGAGUCUGGAGUCUCUGGGAAAACUGGCUUUUCAACAGCUGGAGAAAGGGAACCUGAUCUUCUAUGAGGAGGAUCUGAGAGAGUGUGACAUUGAUGUCAGAGAAGCGUCAGUGUACUCAGGAGUUUGUACUCAGAUCUUCAGAGAGGAGUUUGGACUGAACCUGGGGAAGGUGUUCAGCUUUGUGCAUCUGAGCGUUCAGGAGUUUCUCGCCGCUUUAUUUGUGUUUCUGUCAUUUCUUCAGCAAACAUCAGAAAACUUCAGCAGAUUGAGAUCAAAUAUGAGUGAUUUACUGAAGCGUGAAGUGGACAAGGCCUUACAGAGUGAGAACGGACACCUGGAUCUUUACCUCAGAUUUCUUCUGGGUCUUUCACUGGAGUCCAGUCAGACAAUCUUACGAGAUCUGAUGACCCAGACAGGAAGAAGCUCUGACAGUAAACAGGAAACAGUCGAGUACAUUAAGAUGAAGAUCAGAGAGAAUCUCUCUCCAGAGAAAUCCAUCAAUCUGUUUCACUGUCUGAAUGAACUCAAUGAUCAUUCUCUAGUGCAGGAAGUACAAACAUAUGUGAACAGAGGAGAUGAGUCUCGUCUCUCUGGAGUCCGUCUCUCUCCUGCUCAGUGGUCGGCUCUGGUGUUUGUGUUACUGAACUCAGAAGAGAAGCUGGAUGAGUUUAAUCUGAGUAAAUAUGAUCGAUCAGAUGAAUGUCUUCUGAGGCUUCUGCCAGUGAUCAAAGCAUCCAGAACAGCUCAUCUGAGUCGCUGUAAUCUGACAGAGGAAAGUUGUUCAUCACUGGCGUCAGUUCUCAGAUCAAACUCCUCAAGUCUGACAGAACUGAACCUGAGUAACAAUAAUCUGCAGGAUUCAGGAGUGAAGCUGCUCUCUGAUGGACUGAAGAAUACAAACUGUAAACUAGAGAUAUUACAGCUGUGUAACUGCAGUAUUGGAUCUGAAGGUUGUGUUGCUCUGACUUCAGCUCUGAGAUCAAACCCCUCACAUCUGAGAGAACUGGAUCUGAACUUUAAUAAUCCAGGAGAUUCAGGAGUGAAGAUGCUCUCUGAUCUACUGAAGGAUCCACAAUGUAAACUACAGAAACUACAUAUUGGAUCUGAAGGUUGUGUUGCUCUGACUUCAGCUCUGAGAUCAAACCCCUCACAUCUGACACAUCUGGAUCUGAGAUAUAAUAAACCAGGAGAUUCAGGAGUGAAGAUGCUCUCUGAUCUACUGAAGGAUCCACAAUGUCAACUACAGACACUACUGCUGUGUGACUGCAGUAUUGGAUCUGAAGGUUGUGUUGCUCUGACUUCAGCUCUGAGAUCAAACCCCUCACAUCUGAGAGAACUCAAUCUGGACUAUAAUAAUCCAGGAGAUUCAGGAGUGAAGAUGCUCUCUGAUCUACUGAAGGAUCCACAAUGUAAACUACAGACACUACAGCUGUGUGACUGCAGUAUUGGAUCUGAAGGUUGUGUUGCUCUGACUUCAGCUCUGAGAUCAAACCCCUCACAUCUGAGAGAACUCAAUCUGAACUAUAAUAAUCCAGGAGAUUCAGGAGUGAAGAUGCUCUCUGAUCUACUGAAGGAUCCACAAUGUAAACUACAGACACUACAGCUGUGUGACUGCAGUAUUGGAUCUGAAGGUUGUGUUGCUCUGACUUCAGCUCUGAGAUCAAACCCCUCACAUCUGAGAGAACUCAAUCUGGACUAUAAUAAUCCAGGAGAUUCAGGAGUGAAGAUGCUCUCUGAUCUACUGAAGGAUCCACAAUGUAAACUACAGACACUAGAGCUGUGUAACUGCAGUAUUGGAUCUGAAGGUUGUGUUGCUCUGACUUCAGCUCUGAGAUCAAACCCCUCACAUCUGAGAGAACUCAAUCUGGACUAUAAUAAUCCAGGAGAUUCAGGAGUGAAGAUGCUCUCUGAUCUACUGAAGGAUCCACAUUGUCAACUACAGACACUACUUAUUGAGCCAAGAAGAUGAAUCAAGCGACUGUGUUUUGUCAUAAACUACAAGAGUUGUUUACUGCCUCCUACUGGACAAACAACAUCAGUGACUCAUAAGAGCUCAACAUGAGAGACGUCUGUUACAGAUCUUAACAUACAAACACAAACUGUUGAUUGUUUGUCUUUUCAUGUUUUUCUGGUCCAGCUCACUAUAAAGCAAGGGCUCAAAUGCAGCAGGAUUAAAUCUGAGCUUUCUGUGUCACAUCGGCACAUUUGCUGUGGGAGUGGAGGGUUUAGUGUAUGUGUGUGUUGGGAAAGAACACCAUUGACAUUUAUUGAAAUGUUUGUAUAAAUGUGAAUAACAAUGAAUUUGUACAUUAUUGUAUUUAGAUUCAAUUCUGAAUAUGUAUGUAAUGAGAUAUUAUGCUUAUUGUUGAUAAUCGCCUCCCAGCUAACAAAUUGUGUUCCUCAGACGUUCUUUAGACCAGAGUUUCUCAACUCGUCCUCGGGCCUCCCUGAACAGAAUGUUUGAGAUUUCUCCCUAAAUAACACAUUAACACGCUAGUGAGUUCAACAACAAGGGUGAGGGGAGGAAGUGAUGGAGGGUUCCUUCUGAAGUCCACUGUCUUGGAUGCAUUCAGCUCUAGGAUGUUUUGACUGCACCAGGCAGCCAGCUGAGCAACCUCCUUUCUGUACAGCGCUAGUGGAAAGAAAAUCAGACAAGCUAAAGAUAAUUGUAGGACGUGCAAGUAAAUUUCUAAGGAUAACAGGAAUAUCAGCUGAAGAAAUUCAUGGGAUUUUGAAAGAUAAAGAAGGAGGUGGGGCAUUGGAUAUGACACAGAACAUGUAAUUAUGUAAUGUCUUUCCUGUUACUACAUUGGAACGCAAGGAGCCUUAUAGCAAAUGGACAAGAAUUCAAAAGAUUUGUUAAAGAGAUAUUAUUUGUAUUCAAGAAACAUGGCUAAAUAGAUCUUUAUAUUUUAAGAUCAGUGGGUAUGUAGUAGAAAGGAAAGACAGAGAAUUGUAGAGGUGGUGGGUGUGCAACAUUUAUUAAAGAAAAUAUAGUAUAUAAAAGAAUACAUGAGUCUAAUGAUAUAUGUGACCGGAGGGCAGAUUUAAGUAGCCAACUACGCCACCUAGGGACUUUCACCCAAGGCCAUAAGCACCCAGACCACUAGGGUACACAAGUUCACAGUGACCCGGAAGUAUGGAGACACGUAUAAUCAAGAAUAUUAAUUUAUUAUUCUAAAAAUGCCUAAAAGGCACAAGAAUAAAAAAUCAACAGAGCAUCAUGGAAAGAUUAAACGCAGCACAAG
Messenger RNA from Triplophysa rosa, 4881 nucleotides. Its product is annotated as NACHT, LRR and PYD domains-containing protein 12-like. The transcript is spliced from 14 exons. The record is from RefSeq and is a predicted model, not a curated record. The coding region runs from base 195 to 3602 and encodes 1135 amino acids. Gene Ontology annotation, molecular function: protein binding. NCBI's taxonomy places the organism in Eukaryota, Metazoa, Chordata, Actinopteri, Cypriniformes, Nemacheilidae.